AUGCGAGCAACGCGACAUCUGCUCGACGCGCAUCUGCUGGACGGCACUUUAGCUGUCUCUCGAGCGCGGCAGAGGCGGCGCUCUCACAUGCCGUCGUGCUGCUUCUCCGCCCUCGUCAUUUCUGGAACCUCGGCUAUUCUCCUCGCCGGCGCCCUCUCCAGCCUUGACGGUGCUCUGAAGUUCGCCAGGCUCGACCUCGCUCUCCGCUCCUCGCUCGUCGACACGGCUGGCGCAGACCUCGAGGCCGGCCUCCCGACGGCAGCCCGCCUGGCGCUCCUCGCCGCCUUUGAGGUGCCCGUGGCCGUCGCCACGGGCAUGGACCCGGCCGCCCACCUCGACGUGUAUGUGCGGGCGAGCGGACGCCAGCCCUUUCUCUUCGGUAAGGGCAUCGCCGUGCCCGGCUACGACGACGUGUCGACGCUCGUCUCGAGCCCACAGCAGGAGCGGAGGGCGAUGGUGCUGGCACACCCGGUGCUGAUCGCCGACCCGGUGCCGCCAGCGUGCAUGGGAGGCGGCACUCUCAUCUACCUCUCCACGGGCGCGAAGCACACCGCGCUGCGCAGAGCGAUCGGCCGCGCCGUCACCGGCUUCGCCUUGAAGCGCGGGCGAGGCCCUCCGCUACUCUUCCCGCGCGGCGCUGCGCCGGCCGAGUGGGACUCGCGGGCGGUGCGGGAGACGGCGCCGCUGCUUGGCGCAGCGCUCGACUCGCAGGCCAACGCGACGCUCGAGACGCGACUCGCGCUCAAGGCGGCCGUCCUCGCCUCGCCGCUCGGGGGCCGGCUUCGCAAGGCGAACCGUGCAGACAAGCUCGACGCAGACGAGCUGGCGCAGCAGGUGGCGGACGGGCUCCUGUUCGCGGGCGGCUACGGCACGACCCACCUGACCCUCGCCGCCCUCGAGCGGAUCUCCAGCGACCCGGCGCUGUACGCGGACCCGGACGCCUUCCUCGUCGAGUCUGCGCGGCUCGACCCGCCCGUCACCUCGGUCUCCGCCAUCGCACCGAAAGGCGGCCAGCAGCUGCAGGGCCCAGGAGGGGGGCAGCUGCGGGUCGCGCAGGGCGUGCCGAUGCAGCUGCUCCUCUCCCACGCGAACCGCGACCCUGCCGUCUUCGAGCGGCCGUACGCCUUCGACCCGAGCCGGCGCAACCUCGACAAGGUCCUCUCGUGGAACGGCGUCGACGCGGCCGGCAGCUGCGACUACUCGGCGUCCGACCGCCCGAGCGAGGACCUCGAGCUGCGCAACGAGCAUGACGACGAGGCGAUGUAUGCCUACUACGGCGCCGGGCUGGUCAACAUCGUCCUCGGCGUCCUCGCCCUCAUCGUGCUCGGCUGGUUCUGCCUCAGCCAGAGACUCGCCUUUGGCGCGCUGUACGUCAAGGGCGACGCGGGCAUCAUCCGCGUGCAGAGCUGGCUCGGACUGCUGCACUACCUCGGCCAGGCCAUCGCCGCCUUCUCGUGGCUCCGCCUCCACGCUGUCGUCACCCACGCCGACGACGCGCGCGCGCGCGCCGAGUCGGCCUCCGCGCUGCGCCUCUGCUUUGGCGUGAUGGCCAUCUUCGUGGGCGCGUUCGCCGUCUUCGGCACCGCGGCGGCGUGCGUACUCUUCGUCCCCGCUGCGGCCAAGUCGUGGAUCGCGAUCGCCAUGUUUUGGUGGCGGCACGGUGGCGUGCUCGUGCUGGCGGCAUGCGCCUUCAUCGCCUUUUGGGUCGGCCAGGUGAUCGCCGAGCAGCGCGGCAUGUCGCUGAUCGACUACGAGGCCGGCUCGGGCAUCGGCGUCACGCUGCUCGCGCGCGGACUGUUGGGCGCGGAGGCGGCGCCGCACGCGUGGAAGUACGAGGUCUUUGCGCGCGGUUUCCUCGCGCCGAGCGUGUACUUUGCUGCGGCGGCGCACAUCGACCGCGUUCAAGGGCGCGGGCUGGGGAGGGCCUACCCCUCGGAGCUCUUCAUGAGGCGCGCGCUCCGCUUCAAGCACAGCGCUCCGGUGCUGCUCGCGCUGGCGCUCGCGGCGAUUCAUUCGUUCGCAAUUCCGCGGUCCUUCGGCGACAUCACCGGCUGCGGCGAGGGAGGGGGCGAGGCUGCCGGGCCGGAGUGCGCUGUCGACCCGACGGGCGGCCUCGACCAGUACACAAAAGUCUACUUCUCCAUCAUCCACCUCCUCGACGAUGGGUCUCAGCCCGGCCCCUCCUUCGUGCAAGCGCCGAACCGGACCGUGCAGCCGCUGCCCAAGGAGCAGGUGGUGCCUGGCCUCGUUCUACCCAGCUACGACGAGGACGAGGGGCUCGUCACGUCGCGCGCGCUCGCGAACCAGGCCUUCAGCGGCUACGUCAAGGACGGCCGCCUCUACCCGCUCGAGGAUCUCGACCUGCCGUGGCCCGAGAAGGACGGCGCCAUCGAGGCGCUGAUGGGACGGCUCUCGGGCAGCCUCGCGCCCGCCGAGCUGUACGACUACGACGCAAACAUCGGAGGCGACUCGCUGAUUGGCGACGCAGGCAAUCCAGAUUUCCCCCCCCCUGCGUCGCGGCGCUGGUUCAGGACGCAUUCCCUCGAGAUGUGUGCCCGACACGCGGACUUCACCUACCUCGCGCCGCUGACGGUGCGGCCAGGCUUCGAGCGGUACGGCGCAAAGGCGACAUUCGACGCGGCGGCGCGUCCCGUCUCGAUCUGGUGGUCGCAUGGCGAGAAGGAGGUGAGGCCGGACGACGCCGCGUGGACGCACGCCAAGUUCGCCUUCCGCUCCAGCCUGCUCACCGGGGUCACUCUCAAGGACCACCUGGCGGCGACGCACCUCACGAUCGCCGCGACGCUUGUCUCCGCCAGCCGCGACCACUUGCCGGCCACGCACCCGCUGCGCCGGCUGCUCAAGCCGUUCACGUACCGCACGAUCGCCCUGUCGCUGCUGCACCACACCGUUGCCCUCGACGCCGCCGGGCUAGAGGCGGGCUUCGCUUUCGCCUUCAACCGCACGCGCGACACCUUCGACCCCGCCAACCCGGCGCGCUUCCUCGAGUACCCUCUCGAGUACCCCCUCAGCUCCGCCGCCGAGUGCGCUGCGACGCCGCCCUCGUCCCAAGCCGCCUGCGCCGACGAGGCCGACGAGCUCGCCGCCUUCGCCGCCGACGGCACCCGCUACCGCGCGGCGGUCCGCGAGUACGUCGGACGGUACGUGGGCAUCUACUACGCCGACGACGCGGCGGUGGGGUCGGACGUGGUGCUAGCGUCCUUCUGGGCCGCGCUCGUCGCUCACUUCCCGCGCAUCCCGCCGCUAUCGUCGCGCGAGGCCCUCGUCGAGGUGCUGACCGGCUUCGUGUUCCACGUGACGGCAGGGCACCGGCACGUCGGCGCCGCCUACUCCGCCGUCAAGGACCCGAGGUACGCCGGCGCCAAGAUCCGGCCGGGGAGGGACAUGUCGGACGUGCAGGCAGCGGUGCAGGUGCUCGCCAUCGCCCUCGUCACCGGCUUCAAGCAGCCGAUGCUGCUCGGCGACUACUCGCACGUCUUCCUGCGCGACGGCCACCGCAACGCCACGCGCGCGCUGUGGAGCGACUUCCAGGCGAAGCUGCUCCAGGUGUCCGCCGAGGUCGACGAGCGGAACCGCGGGCCGAGGCGCUUCAAAGUGCGCGCCUUCGACCCGCGCGAGAUGGCGACAUCGGUGAGCAUCUGA
Molecule: messenger RNA, 3660 nt
Organism: Emiliania huxleyi CCMP1516
Lineage: Eukaryota; Haptophyta; Isochrysidales; Noelaerhabdaceae
Exons: 11
Coding region: 1-3660 (1219 amino acids)
Biological process (GO): lipid oxidation
Molecular function (GO): iron ion binding; monooxygenase activity; oxidoreductase activity, acting on single donors with incorporation of molecular oxygen, incorporation of two atoms of oxygen
Source: RefSeq, a predicted model, not a curated record